Drosophila biarmipes is the source of this 1127-nucleotide messenger RNA. Its product is annotated as microfibril-associated glycoprotein 4-like. The transcript is spliced from 2 exons. The coding region runs from base 429 to 1025 and encodes 198 amino acids. Lineage: Eukaryota; Metazoa; Arthropoda; Insecta; Diptera; Drosophilidae. The record is from RefSeq and is a predicted model, not a curated record.
GAGAGAGUUCUGGCUUUGAGGAGCUUAGCAAGUUCAAAUCUUCCGAAUAAAAACUAAAGUGUUCAAAUACAUUUUUCUUUAAAUUCUGUUUUGUAAAUUUCUUGUUUUGGACCUCCCUAAUAUAUUUCCGUAUUUUUUAUUGAGUCAUAAAAUGGCAUUUAAAACAAAAGAAACGCAAACUAAACACAAAUUCGAAAAUAUACUUCAGUUUAAGAUUGUGACUCAAACUGACCGGACUGUAUGAACAGUAAAUUUUAUCUUUAGAGCUUUGAAAACUCCAAAGCUAGUUAAUUUCGGCUGUAUAAACUUAUAAAAAUUACUAAUAAGCAACAUUUUCGUAAUUUUUUUUUAAAAAGAGGUACUCAGCUCUCAUCGUUUGAAAAAAGUACUUCGCUUUGACAUUCUGGAUCGCAUUAUUUGAUUUCGCAAUGAACACCGACAAGCAAGAAAAUGGGAUUCAAAUUGUAAGACAUCCUGGGAUUAAGGAUUUUGAACCAGUUUUUGAGGAUAUCCCCUCUGCGGGUCCGAAUUGGAUGGUAAUCCAGCGUCGCAUCGACGGAUGGGACGCCCUAAACACUCUAAACGCUCAUUGGUACAAAGAAGGAUUUGGAGACCAUGAAAGUGAGUUCUGGCUUGGUUGCCAAAAGCUGCACGAGGUGACUACGAGUCGCAGACACGAAUUAUACGUUCAAAUUGUCAUUUCCGAUGGUGGUACUGCGUAUGCAAGAUAUGACGACUUUGUGGUUGGCAGCGAAGACGAAGGAUACGCCUUGAGGUCCCUCGGGGCGUACUCCGGAGAUGCUGGAGACGCCUUGUCUGCAUCUGUGAAUAGGAGAUUCGAGCACAUAGGCAGUCACUAUGCUGGCGUUUUUUACAGAACGUUUUAUUGGUCUUGGUGGGCCACUUUCGAAUUUUUAUUACAUUUCCCCCACGAGAGCGGCGGUAUUUGGUGGCGUAUAUGGAAUGGAAUGGCAAGGCGCAGUCUCAAGUCGUGUAAAGUGCUGAUCCGGCCAUUCCAAAAUUAAUGAAGCUAUUCGGCCAUCUGGGAUUCUUUUUUAUAAAAAAUAAUUUUAUGUUGUUUUUAACAUUUUGAAAGUGUUUACCAUGUCUCAUAUGUGAAAAUAAAU